GCUCAUCAAAUCACUGAUCCUUCAUUCAUCCCCCCUCCCCCCUUACCAACAACCAAUCGACCGACGAACCAAUCGACCGACGAACCGCGUCUCCCCCCUUCCCAUUACUCCAUCAUCCCCCCUUCCCAUUACUCCACCCAUCACGUCAAGCGAUGACCGUGCUUCUGAGAGCAUCGCGUUCACUGCUGCUGCAGCAGGUGCUGCUGCGGCGCCCGUGCGUGCGCGUUGUUACUGCCAGCAACGCGCUUGCUGCCACCAGUCAAGUUCGCGGCGUGCACACUUCCAAGGACAACGAACAGUUGGAAGGAAAAGUCCACGACGUCUCUGUGCAGCAUUUCCGCCGCUCCAACAACCCUCAUCCGCUCUUCAGCAAGGUCGACGAUCACGGCAACCCAGUGUGGGUCAACCCUGUGGACAACAAGGUGUGGAGCGAGGAGGAAGUGAAGGACGUGAAGGUGACGCACAUCGAUCCCAAGGACCGCCAUGACCGCGUCGCCUACUACCUCAUUCGCAUGAUCCGCAGGGGCUUUGACAUCUUCAGUGGCUAUGCGUUUGGGCCCAUCAACGAGCACAAGUUCCUGCGCCGUGUCAUCUUCUUGGAGACCGUAGCAGGCAUCCCAGGUAUGGUUGCAGGAAGCCUUCGCCACCUCAAGUCCCUUCGACUCAUGAAGCGUGAUCACGGCUGGAUCCACACCUUGCUGGAGGAGGCUGAGAACGAGCGCAUGCACUUGCUGACGUUUAUGCAGCUGAGGGAGCCUGGCUUGCUCUUCCGUGGCAUGGUCCUCGCUGCCCAGGGCGUCUUCUGGAACCUGUACUUUCUCGGCUACCUCGCGUCCCCACGCACGUGCCACCGCUUUGUCGGCUACCUGGAGGAGGAGGCUGUCAAGACAUACACAGACGCCAUCAAAGCGCUGGACGACGGCCUCAUGCCCACAUGGACCAACAAGCCCGCCCCGGACAUUGCCAAGACAUACUGGGGCCUGGCUGACGAUGCGCUCAUGCGCGAUGUCUUGCUCGCCGUGCGUGCAGACGAGGCCAACCACCGCGACGUCAACCACACCCUGUCCACCCUCAAGACCACAGACGUCAACCCAUACGUCAGCGGCAAGUGAGGGGAUGGGCGUGUCUUUGCUCUUUCCUUUCUUCUUCUGCUCUUCUGCCGCCACCCUGUUAUCAUCAUCGUCCACUCGUCUCUUGCGUGUUGUGCGCCAUGCCUUUUUUUUUCCUUCGUGGCAUGAUUGAUUUCUUUUGUUGUUGUUGUUGUUGUUGUUGUUGUUGUUGCUGUUGUUGCUACAAUGCUGCUGACAAGUGUGUAAUAAGUGUGUCUGCCUCCGUCCUUGAUGAUGUGCGGACACACACACACACACACACACAUCCAACACUAAGUACACUGUUGCUCUGCAACACACAGCAACAACAAACGACAACGAGUGAGAGAACGUGCGAGUGCAACGUUGUACGAUGCGG
Messenger RNA from Salpingoeca rosetta, 1467 nucleotides. Its product is annotated as alternative oxidase. The coding region runs from base 153 to 1112 and encodes 319 amino acids. Lineage: Eukaryota; Choanoflagellata; Craspedida; Salpingoecidae. Gene Ontology annotation, molecular function: alternative oxidase activity. Gene Ontology annotation, cellular component: mitochondrion. Gene Ontology annotation, biological process: alternative respiration. The record is from RefSeq and is a predicted model, not a curated record. The transcript is spliced from 4 exons.